UCAGGGAAACAGGGUAGCAGUUUUAUUAUCCUGAUUUGGGGGGGGCAGAGGAAGGGAGGGAGAAACUCAGUCUGAAAGAGCAGAUGUGACUCACACUCAUGCAGGCAUUCUUGCACACACACUGGCUGGCUGCUCUACAAGCAGCCAGUGGUCAUGUUGGCAGAGCACUCUCAGACACCCAGCUUGCAACUCUAUCUUGCGUCCCCCCCCCAUAUACACGCUGCUCUUUAAACACAGACUAAAACAUAAAAGACUCCCCUACUUCCCAGCACAAUCAUCUACUCCUGUUCCUUCUGCUGUUCUCUGAGCCAUGGCUGGAACCCAGGAGUCCUGGCUCCUAGCCUCCUUUGCCUUUCAUCUGUGCUCUACAGCCUCUCUGGGAAUAGCAGUUCCUAAAUCAGGCACAGCUGUUCCCAUUCAGCAAACGGCACUAAUUUCCAUUCACAGCCAAGGCAGAGCCAGGAUCACGUCUUGCAAGCGUGCUGGAGCAUUUUCUAGAUGGCUGUGUUCCUGUUAAUCUCAUCCCAGAGGUGGCUGCAAUCCUUUCCCACGUGUGGCCGACAGGCAGACCGAGCCAAAUCCCGCAAGGAUGCCGUUUGGCUGCAUUGGACUGCGGAAUGAAAAGAACUACAACAGCCUGUCUGAUAUCACCGACAAGUAUGAGAUUGGGCAGCUGUUACGAGCGAAGGAGUUCUGUGAGAUCUGUGUAGCCCGUGAACGCCAGACAGAAAGGUUGUUCAUCUGCAAAAAGUUUCUCAAGAAAGAUGGGCGCAAGGUCCGAAGGGCAGCAAAGAAUGAAAUCCUCAUCCUGAAGAUGGUGAGUCACCCCAACAUCUUGCAACUGAUUGACACAUUUGAGACAAGGAAGGAAUUCUACAUCAUCCAAGAACUGGCCACCGGUGGGGAUGUUUUUGACUGGAUCCUAGACCAGGGCUACUACACAGAAAAGGAUGCCAGCAAUGUCAUCCGGCAAGUGCUGGAGGCAUUAGCUUAUUUACAUAACCUGCACAUUGUUCACCGCAACCUCAAGCUGGAGAAUCUUAUGUACUACAACCAGAACAACCGCUCCAAGGUGGUGCUGCGAGAUUUUUAUCUUUCCCGAUUAGAGAACGGUGCCAUUACUGAACCAUGUGGGACCCCAGAAUAUUUGGCUCCUGAAGUGGUAGCUCGGCAACGGUAUGGACGUCCAGUUGACUGCUGGGCCGUCGGGGUUAUCAUGUUUAUUCUGCUGUCUGGGAAUCCGCCAUUCUACGACGACACAGAUGAUGAGAAUACUGAUAGCCACAACCGCCGCAUAUUCCGGAAAAUUCUAGCUGGGGACUACAGCUUUGACUCCCCCUAUUGGGAUGACAUCUCUCCUGCUGCCAAAAAACUGGUAUCACGACUAAUGGAAGUUGAUCAGGACCAACGAAUCACAGCCCAGGAAGCACUGGGACAUAUUUGGAUAUCUGGAAAUAUUGCCUCUGAAAAGAAUAUCAAGGAAGGAGUCUGUGCCCAGAUUGAAAAGAAUUUUGCUAAGGCCAAGUGGAGGAAAGCCAUUCGCAUCACUACUUUCAUGCAACGCCUCCGAGCUACGGAUGUCAGUGGCCGCCUUCCUGUCACUCCCCGUUCCUCCAUGAGUGUUGCUCACGAGGUCACCAUUGAGGCGCCAAGGCCAGCCGAGCGUUUGGAGGUUCUGUGCCCGCCGGAACAAGAGGAGGAGGAGGAGCAGCAGAGCAAGACAGAGGGCGCUGAAGAGAAGAAGGAAUGAUGGCUCCUGCUUCCCCUGCCUCCCCCCACAACCCCAAAUUCCCGCUGCCUUCUCUGCUUGAGUCCACAUAUCCUGCCCUUGGAAGGGGAGGACUCUGUGGGACAGUGGAGCCCAGGGCAAGGAAUGUGGGCGCUCCUUAGCAGUGUUAACCCCCCUUGCCCCAACCCAUGCCGUUGGUCAGGAGCAGGAGCCGCUCGGUCUGGCGGAGCAGGGAAGUAGAAAGACAGGCUGGUCUGCCACAAAAAGGGUGUUGUGCUGUACACAGGAAGGACGGACUGAGGAUUACAGGCAGGAUAGGAUAGGUAAUGUUCACUUGUGCUCCUGACCCCUUAGGUGGGAGCGUGGGACUCCUUUCUAGGCCAAUCCCAGUAGGCAGCACAAGCUGUAUCCCUUGCUAUAGUAGCAUCCCCUUAUCCCUAUGUGGGCAAAGCUGGCACCUAGCUGAGCACUAGCCUCUCACAGGUCCACAGAGCAAUGAUCCUCCACCAUCAAACCCACCCCUACCUCUCUGAGCGAACAGGUGCUUAAGAGCCCAGGAGAAGUUGCCCCACAGUUCCCUUUCUUCACAAACGAGCUAGAGAAAAGGUCAAUCCAAUAAAGGAAGAAAGCUUUCCUCUCCUACUUGGGGACGCUCGUAAGAGCCAAGCAUUCCUCUGCUGGAGCCAUAGUGUACAUUAAAGGGAGAAAAGAAUUGGGAGCUAUUGCAGGCCAGUGAGUCAGAAGAGAAGCCAUUCCAUGGGUUGAGCAUCUGUUUUCCAACCUUGCUCUGUUCCACUGCAUCCAGUCUCAUUUCACUUUUUAGCCAUGGCAGGAGCGGUCAAGAACGCCAGCCAUGUGCCAUGACAACAACGGCUGCCCUGCUGGUUCGGAUUGCAACCUCAGGUGGACUGUGAGGGGAGGGAUGGGGUAAGAGGGAUGCAUGCCCAGGCCAGCUGCAUGUUUUACAAAGAUGCUAUUUUAAUACAGAAACUUCCUGGCUGCCCCUCCCCGGUGCUGUCUUUCCUUCUCCUGGGGCAGCUCUGGGAAAUAAAAUAAACAGAGUCUUUCUCUGUCUAUUGCUUUCAUAUGUGUGUUGUUGGUGGUGUGUUUAUUCAAGGACUUGGUCUUAGGAACCCAGGUAUGGGAGAGAAAGGUCUAUUUGUAACCCCCCAACCUGAAUAAAGUAUUACAGUUCU
This is a messenger RNA of Pogona vitticeps (central bearded dragon), 2925 nucleotides long. The record is from RefSeq and is a predicted model, not a curated record. Lineage: Eukaryota; Metazoa; Chordata; Lepidosauria; Squamata; Agamidae.